AUGUCCUCGAAGAGUGCUUCAUCCUCUUCGGAACGAGAGAGAAUUAAAGUAUUUGUGCGGUGCAGGCCUCAUUCCGAGAGUGAAACUAUUGAAGAUCCCUCCUGUAAAUCAUGUUUGGAAAUUCGGGGUAAAGAUAUUAAGGUUUAUAGAUCUGCCUUACCAACGAAAUCGUUUACAUUUGAUGGAAUAUUCGGACCGGAAGUUACGCAAGAAGAGGUUUUCAAUACGGUUGCUAUUGAGGCGAUCGAUGACGUUUUUAAGGGUUAUCAUGCAACAAUAUUGGUCUACGGACAAACAGGAACAGGAAAGCAUACAUUGAGCAACAUUGAUGAAAACAAUUCUAUUCAAAACGGUCUCAUACCAAGAAGUGUACAGGAAAUAUUUAAGAGAAUUAAAAACGAUAACGACCAUGAAUAUUCUGUCAGAAUGAGCUACUUACAAAUAUACAUGGAAACGUUACAAGAUUUACUUCAACCAGAAAGUAAGAGUUUGCAAAUUAGAGAGGACCCUGAAGGUAACAUUUACGUAUCGGGAUUGAGUAAUCGAGAAAUGGGUAAUUUUGAAGAUUGCAUUAAAUAUUACAAAGAAGGAGAUGUCAAUAGAACGACUGCACUGACUAAGAUGAAUGCAACAUCUAGUAGAAGCCAUGCCUGUGUAAUUAUUAAUGUACAAAAGAGAGGGAAAUUGAACGGCACAGAGGCAGUGGAAGGUCUAGACAAAAAGAAGGUGACCAGUGCCAAUUUAUUCUUGGUUGACUUGGCUGGUAGUGAAAGAUUAAAAAAGACAGAAGCAGAGGGAAUUCGAAAAAAAGAAGCAAAUUAUAUUAACUUGUCUUUGACAACUCUAGGUUUAGUGGUUCACUCGUUGGAAGCUAAUCAUCCUCACAUACCAUUCCGAGACUCCAAAUUGACAAGACUAUUACAGGAUUCUUUGGGUGGAAAUGGAAAAACUCGGAUUGUAGUCACAAUUGCUCCAAAUGAAGCCAAUUGUCAAGAAACUGUAGGAAGUUUAUUGUUUGGUGAACGAGCAAUGAAUGUAAAGACAACAGCUAAGGUGAACGAAUCCAUAGAUUACAAAGCAUUAUGUGUCAAGCUGAAGGCCCAACUUGAAACCUUGGAGGGAAAAUAUAGCGAGCUUGAAGAAGACUAUCUCGAUGUUACACACGAUAACGACAAGAUGGAUUUAGAGAUUGAAUCAUUGAUUGAUGAGAACAAAAGUUUGAAAAAGCAGAUAAAGAUUUUGGAAAAAGAACAGAUCAAAGAAAAGGAGAAAAUUGUGUCUCUCAUGAAAGGAGAUUUGGCAGAUUUGGAAAAGCAACAUGAGAUUCAAAUUAAGGAGUUGAAUCAACGAAUAGAGACAAUUUCAAUAGAAUAUGCACAAGAGUAUGCAGGCAAAGAACAAAAAUUAACAGAAAUCAUCAACAAAAAAGCAAGCGAAAUAGACCGCUUAGAAACAACACUAGGUGAUAAACAGUCUGACAUUGAUGCCAUGACAAAGAGGAUUCAGGAUUUGGAAAACGAAGUCGAGUUAUUAACUUUCAACAAUGAGCAACUCCAACGAGAUUUGGAAAUCACUGUGGAGCAAUACGAUAAACGCGAGAGUGAGCUUGAGAAUGUACAAGAGCUAAUUGAAAAAUACGAAAAACAGGUGCUACUAUUGAAAGAAAACAUAACUAGGCAACAGGAAGAUUUUAAUGGAGAACAGGAAGCUCUAAAACAAACUAUUAAGGGACUUGAAACAAAGAUUCAUGAAAUGGAAGCACAAUACUCCAGUGAAAAACUCAAACUUCAAGACGAUAUUGAGGAGCUCAAAAAGCUAAACCUUCUAUUAUCUUUAAACUUGGAGGAUACAUCUAAGGAACACGCAAAUCAACAAAAGGAGUGGUCUAGCGAGAAAUCAGAACUUGAACGACAGAUUAUUGGACUGCAUCAAACAAAGAGUGACAUGAUUUCUCAAAAUACUUCUCUAAACCUUGAAAUCACCAACCUUAAUAAUUAUAUUCAGGAACUGCAACAGAGCGCCGUAAAAUUAGGCGAUGAAUGGGACAAUGAAAUGAAUAACCUCUUGAAAAUUAUUCAAGUUCAGGAGAAAGUAAUACGGCACCAUCAAGAACAAUUCAAACACCAUUUAAUAUGUCAAAUUUCCAACGAGACUAUCAUUGACGGAAUGAUCAGACAUAACCAAUCCACUGAAAUGAUGUGUAUGGAGUUAAGAUUACAGCUUGAACAAUCCGAGUCUGAAUCCGAUCUCCUGCGACAAAAGCUCGAAGAAGUUUAUCUGAAGUCAUGUGAAGUGUUUAGGACAUCCAUGAACAGACAUAUCGACCAGAAAAUUAAGAAAGGCACAGAAAAAUUUGGAAAACGUUUGCAUGACCUAAGUAAGGAAGGUCAAUUUAUUCAAUUAUUUUCAAAGAAAGAGUCAAUUCUUACCAAAAAAAGUCAAGCCCAAACUCCCGAAGAAAUAGCAAGCGAUACGCUAAACUAUAUGAUAUGGGCUUUGGAAUACACAAGUCCGUCAUGUGGAACUCUGUCCAACAUGCAGCUUUCUGACGAGAAAACUCUCGAUAUUAUCAAUUCUCUGCUCGAAGAAAGCGAGAGACGAGUGAAAUCUUCGAAUAAGGACAUUGCCAAGCAUAAGGAUGAAAUUGACAACAUAUGGAGACAUAUCAACAAGACAUUGUUGACUCUUGUGGAAAACAAUCAUGAACACAAUGUGAAUUAUAUUAACAAUAUUAUUAAUGAUGAGAAAUAUUUGGAGCUCAUUGAACUACAAGAAAAGGCCUCAGCAUUGGAAGGUAUUGAUAUUGAUUUUAUAGCUCCAUCUAAUAUUCAAGAUUUAUCAGAAGAGACAAUACAUGUAUUACAAAAGCUAGGAGACAAGUUUAAGCAAGAUUUUGACACAAUUAAUUUGUACAGUAACUGGUUAGCAGUUGGCGGAGCUUUUUUGAACACCUUAAUCGAGUGUGAAGAUGCUAAUUAUCAUGCAUUAUUAUAUUUAACUCAUGAAUUGUUGCAUUUAUUGCACACCACUCGAAAUUUACUAUUCCUGUUCGACUCGUCUGAGAGAGAGACGAUUGUCUACAAGCUGUCAUUGCAUGGAUGCGCCUCCAAGUUGUCCCAGUUUAUUUCAUCGGCUGAGGAAGUGAAACGAGAAAUGGAAGAGCGAGUGCAACAAUAUGAGAAUUUGAGGCGAAGCACUGAUGCUGCUCUCAUCAUUCAACGAUUCUAUCGAAGAUAUAAGAAGAGAAAACAAGAAGCCAUACUGUUGAAGCAGAAACAAGAAAGUGAAGCAGUCUUUCUCAAACAGAAACAGGAGCUUGCCGAACAAUCGAGGCAUCAGCUCCUAAAGAUUCAAGAACUACAAAUGUCUGAGAUGAACUUCAAAGCAGAGAUUGAGAAGCAAACAGCUAAAACUGGUCGAAUGCUGCUCAAACAAAGUUUGUUGGAAUUGGAUAACAUUUUCAAUGCAAUGAAAGAAUACUUUCUGUACGGAGAGGACGAUGACAUGCCAGUGUCUCCAUCAUCUUCAAGACCAAGUACUCCCACAUCAUCACCACUUCAAGAACGCUCAAGAGCAUUAAGCACUUCACCGCCAAAUCCACUCAAAGAAAACUUUGGAGGGAGAGGUCGCUUAUCGAGUGGGCAGUCUCGAGCGUUCAGUAAUGCUUUCAACGACAAGGAUUUGGAAGAAUUGCACUCGUCCCUAGCAUCUCGAGACUCCUCCAGCAAAGUUUCCCCAACAGCACGCAGAGUCCUCAUUAAAUCACUACCACAAGGAAUCACAAAAAAGUAG
This is a messenger RNA of Naegleria lovaniensis, 3792 nucleotides long. RefSeq lists its product as uncharacterized. Gene Ontology annotation, biological process: microtubule-based movement. The transcript has 3 exons. The record is from RefSeq and is a predicted model, not a curated record. Lineage: Eukaryota; Heterolobosea; Eutetramitea; Acrasida; Naegleriidae. The coding region runs from base 1 to 3792 and encodes 1263 amino acids. Gene Ontology annotation, molecular function: microtubule binding; microtubule motor activity; ATP binding.